AUGGCGUCCUCGAUUGCUCCCUAUCUGGCACGGCCAAAGACACCCCCCGAGCUAAAUGUGCCGCCGUCCACUGCAACGGUGACUGUGCGAGUCAUAGACAGCACCACUUCUCUCUGGCUGGAUGGGCCCCUGUUCUGGCAGCCGGCCAUGGCCGGUUUCGACGGCAUCGACGUGCCUAUCUACUGCUUCCUCAUCUCGCAUGGAGACCGCCACGUCUUAUUUGAUCUUGGCGUGCGCAAGGACUGGCACCACUACGCGCCCAAGACGGUGGAUCUCAUCCGGCGCACGACGCGCUGUCGCACCGACAAGAACGUGAGCGAGAUCCUGGACGAGCACGCUGCAUUGACCGGGGUGCGGAGCGCCGAUAUCGAGGCUAUCAUCUGGUCGCACCACCACUUCGACCACAUUGGCGACCCAUCAACCUUCCCGGCUUCGACGGACCUCGUUGUGGGGCCGGGAGUCAAAGCGGCCUGCUGGCCGGCCUACCCGACAAAUCCGCACUCGCUUAUCCUCGACGCAGACGCGGCGGGCCGGACGGUCCGAGAAGUCGACUUUGGGGCGGCACCACUCCGCAUCGGGCGCUUUGAUGCCGUGGACUACUUUGGCGACGGGUCUUUCUACCUCCUGGAUGCGCCAGGACACUCGGUCGGCCACCUCACGGCGCUCGCGCGCGUCACGGCGGCCGGCGAUGGGGGCGACGACGCCUCGUUUGUCUUCAUGGGCGCGGAUGCGUGCCAUCACCCGGGUGUCUUGCGGCCGACCAAGUACCUGCCCCUGCCCGCCCAGGUGUCGUUGUCGCAGCCCCCGCCUCGGAUCUGCUGCCCGGGGGAGGCGUUGCAAAGGAUCCACCGAAGCGGGGAUCCUGCGGAGCCCUUCUUCCACGUGUCGACCGUCUUGUUUCCGGACCACGAGGCGGCCAUGGACACGGUGGAGAAGAUCACGGAGCUGGACGCGAACGACAAUGUCUUCGUCAUUCUCGCUCACGACGAGUCCCUCCGGGGCCACAUUGACUUGUUCCCGCAGGCCAUCAACGACUGGAAAGCCAGGGGCUUGCGGCCGCGGACGCGGUGGCUGUUUUGCAAAGAUUUUGCUGCUGCCUUGGAUAUUUCGAAGAGCUUGAGGGACUGA
Thermothielavioides terrestris NRRL 8126 is the source of this 1128-nucleotide messenger RNA. RefSeq lists its product as uncharacterized. NCBI's taxonomy places the organism in Eukaryota, Fungi, Ascomycota, Sordariomycetes, Sordariales, Chaetomiaceae. The coding region runs from base 1 to 1128 and encodes 375 amino acids. The record is from RefSeq and is a predicted model, not a curated record. The transcript has a single exon.